AUGCCUGCAGACUUCAAUGGACAAUGGGUGAUGGUCACCAACGAGAACUUUGAGGAUAUCAUGAAUGCCAUUGAUAUUGACUUUGCCACCCGUAAGAUCGCCCGUCACCUGACCCAGACCAAGGUGAUCGUCCAGAACGGAGACAAGUUUGAGACCAAAACUUUGAGCACCUUCAGGAACUACGAGGUCAACUUCACCGUUGGGGAGGAGUUUGAGGAGGUCACUAAGGGACUGGACAACAGGACGAUCCAGACAUUGGUUACCUGGGAUGGAGACAAGUUGGUGGCUGUGCAGAAGGGAGAGAAGGCUAACCGUGGCUGGAUGCAAUGGAUAGAAGGAGACCUGCUACACCUGGAGAUCCACGUUGAAGACAAAAUCUGCAAACAAGUAUUCAAGAAGAAGCCCUGA
Messenger RNA from Salvelinus namaycush (lake trout), 408 nucleotides. RefSeq names its product retinol-binding protein 2-like. Gene Ontology annotation, cellular component: cytosol; nucleus. The transcript is spliced from 4 exons. Lineage: Eukaryota; Metazoa; Chordata; Actinopteri; Salmoniformes; Salmonidae. The record is from RefSeq and is a predicted model, not a curated record. The coding region runs from base 1 to 408 and encodes 135 amino acids. Gene Ontology annotation, biological process: fatty acid transport. Gene Ontology annotation, molecular function: fatty acid binding.